This is a messenger RNA of Cicer arietinum (chickpea), 1246 nucleotides long. RefSeq lists its product as uncharacterized. NCBI's taxonomy places the organism in Eukaryota, Viridiplantae, Streptophyta, Magnoliopsida, Fabales, Fabaceae. The record is from RefSeq and is a predicted model, not a curated record.
AAACAAACAAUUUAUAUGAGUUGUUGUUGUAGUAUAUGGAAAUGUCGAUUCUUCAAUAAACCACCAUACAAAAAAUAUCAUAACAUAUUUUACUUGUACAACACGUUUCCCAAAUUUUGUUUCAUAUGGUACAAGGUAAUUAAAUUAAUGGCAAGUAAUAAUGGUAGUUAUAAGAACACAGAAACAUCACGCAAGGUAAUGGUGGUAGCUGAUCCAACACGUGAAUCAGCUGGUGCACUUCAAUAUGCACUUUGCCAUGCUGUGAUGGAACAAGAUGAAUUGAUUCUAUUACAUGUUCUUGAGAAUCCAAAUUCAUGGAGAAACACACUUUCAACUUUUCUUAAGAUGCCUUCAUUAGGAACAUCAACAACUGCUUCAAUGAUUGAUUUUGGAGGUGGUGGUGGCGGUGGCGGUGGUGGAGAUCAAGGUGAAGGUGUUGUUGAUUUUCUUGAAGAAAUGAAGAAGGCUUGUAUGGUUUCUCAACCUAAAUUGAAAGUUCGUGUGUUGAAGGUUGAAAUGGAUAAUGGCAAAGAUAGGGCUAAUACUAUUCUUUCACAUAUCAUUAAUCAAGGGGUUCAUGUUGUAGUUAUAGGCCAAAAACGCACUCUUUCUUCCACAUUAUUAGGAUAUAAACGACCUACAGGAGGAUCAUUGAAAGGGAUAGACACAGCAGAGUAUUUGAUCCAAAACACACCUUACACCAGCACAUGUGUUGCAGUUCAGAGAAAAGGUCAAAAUGGAGGCUAUGUUCUCAAUACUAAAACACAGAGAAACUUCUGGCUUUUAGCCUAACUAUUAUGAAGGUUUUCAAUUUUUAUGCAUUCACAUAUAUAGAGAUAUAUAUGGAUCCCUCAGGCACCCUUCUUGGCAGAAACAUUUUUUUUAAUUAAAUGUAUGGGAUUGUAUAUGGUUGUUUCCUUAUAGAGAUUUAAGGAGAUUUGUUUAAAUAGGCUAAGCUUACAUUAUUAUUCUUUAGAUACUCAAAUUAUUGUUGAAUGAAAUCAUUUGAAAAAAGUAGAUGUAGUUUUAUCAUGUUUUUCAAAAAUUGAUGUAUAAUGAUUUGAGUGUUUAUAUUAAUAUUCUAGAUUUAGUGAAAUUGGUAAGAUUUAUCUUGCUACUACUGUAUUUUAUAAAUGGUACUAUGAACCAUGGAUGGAUGUUAUGUUAUUCACAUUUUUGAGAAAGUGAAUAAAACACCAAAUGUUCUUAUAGAUCAAAAGAAAAAACAAAUUCAGUUCAAGCUCAA